AAAAAGUACAAUCUAGUAGUGGGAAUGAUCAAAAAGCUAUCAGAAACAUUGAGUAGACUAAGUGAUAAUGACCCAACAAAGUUAGUUGUUGCCAAAAAGCUAAUAAACUUGCUUUAUGAUGCUGGUAUAAUAUCAGAAAGGAAGCUUGUCGAGUGUACGAAAGUUAAUGUUAGUUCGUUUUGUGAGCGUAGACUGCCAAUGGUUAUGGUCAAAAAGAAAAUGAUCAAAACAUUUAUUCAUGCGGAUGAAUUUGUUCAACAUGGGCAUAUUAGAGUUGGAAUAAAAACAGUAAAUGACCCAAGUGUCUUAAUCUCACGCACUAUGGAGGAUUUUGUCGCAUGGGUAGACAGUUCAAAGGUUAAGAAAAAGAUAGCUGAAUUUAAUGAUAGGCAAGAUGACUAUAACUUUAUUUCAUAA
Vittaforma corneae ATCC 50505 is the source of this 417-nucleotide messenger RNA. RefSeq lists its product as uncharacterized. The annotation marks the transcript as partial. The record is from RefSeq and is a predicted model, not a curated record. Gene Ontology annotation, biological process: rRNA processing. The transcript has a single exon. NCBI's taxonomy places the organism in Eukaryota, Fungi, Microsporidia, Nosematidae. Gene Ontology annotation, molecular function: snoRNA binding; structural constituent of ribosome; rRNA binding. Gene Ontology annotation, cellular component: small-subunit processome; small ribosomal subunit; Mpp10 complex.